AUGGAUGAUUUUAGUAAAAUUAGACGGUUAAAUGGUGAAAUAAGUCAAAUGAAAAAAAACAAUAAUCCGCAUCCUGGCAUUAAAAUAACGUUUGACGAAAAUAAUGUAACCAAAGAUUGGAGAGUAACUUUAGAGGGACCUAAAGAUUCCCUUUAUGAAGGCGGGAAAUUUCACGCAACAGUAAGUUUUCCGGUGAAUUAUCCUUACACUGCCCCAAUAGUAAAGUUUGACACAAAUAUCAAACAUUGUAAUUUUGGAUCUGACGGGAACAUUUGUAUAAGUACUCUAAGUAACUGGACGUCAGCAACGACUGUUGAAUCAGUUAUGAUAGCAAUAUUGGUUUUAUUGUCGGACCCAAAUCCAGAGGACCCCCUAAAUUUUCAACUGGCAAAUCGUUAUAAAAAUGAUAAAAAAAAAUAUGAAGAGGAAAUCAGGGAAUGGGUUAAAAAACACGCAAGUUCUAAUUCCAAUUCUCACGACACGAAAAAAACAACAGCGGUUCCGGAAUAUAAUGAAUCGGAUUCCGACGAUUCCGACACUGACUAG
This is a messenger RNA of Hydra vulgaris (swiftwater hydra), 546 nucleotides long. The record is from RefSeq and is a predicted model, not a curated record. NCBI's taxonomy places the organism in Eukaryota, Metazoa, Cnidaria, Hydrozoa, Anthoathecata, Hydridae.